UGUCGGCCUCAGGAUGUGGCGCUGGGCAGGCGCUGGCUGCGUGCAAGCUGUGAAGACCUGCAAACUUCCAGGACGUCGGGACCGGCCUGCCGCCCUCAUGUCCACUCUGCUCAUCAAUCAGCCCCAGUAUGCGUGGCUGAGAGAGCUGGGGCUCCGCGAGGAAAACGAGGGCGUGUAUAAUGGAAGCUGGGGCGGCCGGGGAGAGGUUAUUACGACCUAUUGUCCUGCCAAUAAUGAGCCAAUAGCAAGAGUCCGACAGGCCAGUAUGGCAGACUAUGAAGAAACUGUAAAGAAAGCAAGAGAAGCUUGGAAAGUCUGGGCAGAUAUUCCUGCUCCAAAGCGAGGAGAAAUAGUAAGACAGAUUGGUGAUGCCUUGCGGGAGAAGAUCCAAGUUUUAGGAAGCUUGGUGUCUUUGGAGAUGGGGAAGAUCUUAGUGGAAGGCGUGGGAGAAGUGCAAGAGUACGUAGAUAUUUGUGAUUAUGCUGUUGGCUUGUCGCGGAUGAUCGGGGGACCCAUCUUGCCUUCUGAAAGACCUGGCCAUGCACUCAUCGAACAGUGGAACCCUGUCGGCUUAGUUGGAAUCAUCACUGCAUUCAACUUUCCAGUGGCGGUGUACGGCUGGAACAAUGCCAUUGCAAUGAUCUCUGGGAAUGCCUGCCUCUGGAAAGGAGCUCCAACGACUUCCCUCAUUAGUGUAGCUGUCACUAAGAUAGUAGCCAGGGUGCUGGAAGAUAAUAAGCUGCCUGGCGCAAUUUGUUCCUUGACCUGUGGUGGAGCAGAUAUUGGCACAGCGAUGGCCAAAGAUGAGCGAGUGAAUCUGCUGUCCUUCACUGGGAGCACUCAGGUGGGAAAACAAGUGGCCCUUAUGGUGCAGGAGAGGUUUGGGAAAAGUUUGUUAGAACUUGGAGGAAACAACGCCAUUAUUGCUUUUGCAGAUGCGGACCUCAGCUUAGUUGUUCCGUCAGCGCUCUUUGCUGCCGUAGGGACAGCUGGCCAGAGGUGCACCACUGUGAGGCGACUGUUUUUACAUGAAAGCAUCCAUGAUGAAGUUGUAAAUAGACUUAAAAAGGCCUAUGCACAGAUCCGUGUCGGAAACCCAUGGGACUCUGAUGUUCUCUACGGACCACUCCACACCAAGCAGGCAGUGAACAUGUUUCUUGGCGCUGUGGAAGAAGCAAAGAAAGAAGGAGGCACAGUGGUCUACGGGGGCAAGGUUAUGGAUCGCCCAGGAAAUUACGUGGAACCCACAAUUGUGACAGGUCUCGCCCAUGACUCAUCCAUUGUGCACACAGAGACUUUUGCUCCGAUUCUCUAUGUCUUAAAAUUCAAGAAUGAAGAAGAGGUCUUUGCGUGGAAUAAUGAAGUGAAGCAGGGACUUUCAAGUAGCAUCUUUACCAAGGAUUUGGGCCGAAUAUUCCGCUGGCUUGGACCUAAAGGUUCAGACUGUGGCAUCGUCAAUGUCAACAUUCCAACCAGCGGGGCCGAGAUUGGAGGUGCUUUUGGAGGCGAGAAGCACACUGGUGGUGGCAGGGAGUCGGGCAGCGACGCCUGGAAGCAGUACAUGAGGAGGUCGACUUGCACCAUCAACUACAGUAAGGACCUUCCACUGGCCCAAGGAAUCAAGUUCCAGUAACAGUGUUUCAGGUGGCAUCACUUAGGUAACUCCUGCGGCUGCUCUAAAGAAGACCAGGAAAUUAAGAUUUGCCCUGAAUAAAAACAGCAUUUUGAAUAUG
This is a messenger RNA of Castor canadensis (American beaver), 1733 nucleotides long. It is a transcript of the gene Aldh7a1, whose product is annotated as aldehyde dehydrogenase 7 family member A1. Gene Ontology annotation, molecular function: aldehyde dehydrogenase (NAD+) activity. NCBI's taxonomy places the organism in Eukaryota, Metazoa, Chordata, Mammalia, Rodentia, Castoridae. The record is from RefSeq and is a predicted model, not a curated record.